CCUCAUCCCCUUCUCCCUGUCUCUCUCUCUCUCUCUUAGUCUCACUCUCUCAUCUUGGAUGCAUAAAAGAGGACACACUGUGACUCUAACACACACACACACACGCACACACACUGACUUGAGGAUCUUGCUACUCUUCGUUGUGGAACAGUUUAAAAUGACCAAGUGUUGUACGGAGGAGUGCGUGCUAGAGGAGGGCGGCGUGCGGGAGCCACGUGAGGAAGUGAAGGGGGAAGAGGAGGAGGACCGUCAACGGCUCGAGGAGGGAGACGAGGAGGAGGGAGAAGAGGAGGAGGAUGAAGGGGAGGAAGAUGGAGACAACAAACCCAAAAGGCGAGGGCCGAAGGAGAAGAAAAUGACCAAAUCCCGCAUGCAGAGAUUCAAGAUGCGUCGGAUGAAGGCCAACGCCCGGGAGAGGAACCGGAUGCAUGGGCUGAAUGACGCUCUGGAGGGGCUGCGGCGCGUGGUGCCGUGCUAUUCCAAGACACAGAAGUUGUCCAAGAUCGAGACCCUGCGCCUAGCCAAGAACUACAUCUGGGCCCUGAGCGAGGUCCUGCACUCGGGCAAGGCCCCCGACCUGCUCUCCUUCGUCCAGGCCCUCUGUAAAGGGUUGUCUCAGCCUACCACCAACCUGGUGGCCGGGUGUCUCCAGCUCAACCCCAGGACCUUCCUCCCAGAGCAGAGCAGUGACCCUCACCUCCAGGGGGGGGGUUCCUACUCCUUCCAGGGUCCCGGUCUGACCCCGGGUCUGCCCAGCCCCCCAUAUGGUCAUCUGGACUUCUCCCACGGGGCCAAGCCCCUGAGCUACGUGUACGACGGCCCCCUCCUCACAGACUGCUCCAGCCCCGCCUUCGACGGCGCCCCCCUCAGCCCGCCCCUCAGCGUCAACGGGAACUUCUCCUCCUUCAAACAGGAAGUGGCGGCAGGGGACUUCCCCUUCGGUCUGCAACACUACGGCCCCCUGUUGUACGCACCUACCCACCCCCUCGACGGACUGAUGGGGUUCGACGGCCACGCCCCCCACGAGAGAAACCACGCCCCCCGUGAGAGAAGCCACGCCCCCCACGAGAGAUGCAUGACUACACUGAAUGCCAUCUUUCACGAGUCAUGAGAACCAUAUCGAGACGAGGGGGGGGGGGGAGUUAGACAAUUUAGACCUAUAAACAUAGUUAGUCCAGUUAGACCUGAGUCCUAUAGAGAUAAGGUUAAUCCACUUAGAUCAGAGUGCUAUGUUAAAUAUAGUUAGUCCAGUUAGACCAGAGUUCUAUAGAGACAUAGUUAGACUAAAGUCCUAUAGUGACAUAGUUAGACCAGAGUCCUACAGAGACAGAGUUAGGCCAGCGUCCUAUAGAGACAGAGUUAGAUCAGAGUCCUAUCGAGACAGAGUUAGACCAGAGUUCUAUAGAGACAUAGUUAGACUAAAGUCCUAUAGAGACAGAGUUAGACCAGAGUCCUAUAGAGACAGAGUUAAACCAGAGUCCUAUAGAGACAGAAGUAGACCAGAGUCCUGCAGAGACAAAGUUAGACCAGAGUCCCAAAUACACUGAUUUAGACCAGAGUCCUAUAGAGAGAGUUAGACCAGAGUCCUAUAGAGACAGAGUUAGACCAGAGUCCUAUAGAGACAGAGUUAAACCAGAGUCCUAUAGAGACAGUUAGGCCAGCGUCCUAUAGAGACAGAGUUAGACCAGAGUCAGAGUUAGACCAAAGUGCUAUAGAGACAGAGUUAGACUAGAGUCCUAUAGAGACAGUUAGACCAGAGUCCUACAGAGACAAAGUUAGACCAGAGUCCCAAAUAGACAGAUUUAGACCAGAGUCCUAUAGAGACAGAGUUAGACCAGAGUCCUAUAGAGACAGAGUUAGACCAGAGUCCUAUUGAGAGAGUUAGACCAGAGUCCUAUAGAGACAGAGAAGGGCCAGAGUCCCAUAGAGACAGAGUUAGACCAGAGUCAAAGUUAGACCAGAGUCCUAUAGACAGAG
This is a messenger RNA of Gadus macrocephalus (Pacific cod), 1977 nucleotides long. It is a transcript of the gene neurod1, whose product is annotated as neuronal differentiation 1. The transcript is spliced from 4 exons. Bases 59 to 1111 code for a protein of 350 amino acids. The record is from RefSeq and is a predicted model, not a curated record. Lineage: Eukaryota; Metazoa; Chordata; Actinopteri; Gadiformes; Gadidae. Gene Ontology annotation, molecular function: protein dimerization activity.